AGCUGUUUCGGCUGGCCCUCCAGCCGGAAUUUUCGUCCACCGGGGUUGGCAAACCUCUCUCCCUCCGGUAGCGAUGGCUCGCCUUUAUGGGCCGGCGGGUCUGUGUCCCUUCCUCGUCGCCCUCGCUCUGGCGAGGGCCCCGGGCACCUGCGAGGAGUGCGAGGCCGACGACCGCGGCUCGUCGGCCACGCUCAGCCUGCUCCAGUCGCGCUCGCAGCUCCGCACGGGCGCCGUGUCCAUGUCCCUGGUGAAGAGGGUCCGGAAGACCAGCGCCAACAGCUCGAGGAGCCGCGGGCACAAGAUGGCGUACUUCGGCCUCGUGGAGGUCGGAACGCCUCGCCAGGGCUUCUCCGUCGUCUUCGACACGGGGAGCGGCAACCUCAUUGUCCCCGGCAGCGACUGCGACAGCCAGGCGUGCAAGGUCCACAAGAGGUUCUCCAUGCACCAGUCCAGCAGUGCGAAGGAGGUCAACUGCGACGGCUCCGACGUAGCGAAGGGCUACCUCCCCGACGAGAUCACCAUCACCUUCGGCACCGGCUCCGUCACUGGGAAGUGCCUCCAGGACCAGAUCUGCCUCGGCUCGGCCUGCACCCAGGGCGCGUUCAUCUCCGCCGUCGACGAGAGCUCCCAGCCCUUCGCCGCCUUCGACUUCGACGGGGUGCUGGGCCUGGCCUUGCCCAGCAUGGCGCAGACCAGCGUCUUCAGCAUGAUGGAGCGCCUGACGAAGGCCGGCUCCCUGCGGAUGCCUCUCUUCUCGGUGUUCCUGUCCGACUCCGACGAGGAGACCUCGGAGAUCACCUUCGGGCAGAUCAACAGGGAUCACAUGGCCUCCGAGCUGUUCUGGGUGCCCGUCACAGGCACCGUCGGAUACUGGGAGGUCCAGAUCGAGGACAUCACCGUCGACAGCGAGAAGCAGGGCAUCUGCGAGGACUGCCGCGUGGCAGUGGACACGGGGACCUCCCAGCUGGCGGGCCCGUCGUCCCUCGUCGACAAGAUUGAGGGCAUCCUGGACGUGCAGCACGAUUGCGGGAACUUCCACGAGCUGCCGGAGCUCGGCUUCAUCAUCGGGGACAGGGUGCUGAGCCUCUCCCCCGGCGAUUACGUGGAGAAGAACUCGCCGAACUCCUGCGGGCUGGCGCUGAUGAGGCUGGACGUGCCGCCGCCGAAUGGCCCCCUGUUCAUUUUCGGCAUCCCGUUCCUCCAGAAGUAUUACAGCGUCUACGACCACGAGAAGUCCCAGGUCGGCUUUGCCGUGGCCAGGCACGCCGGCAAGACGCCGCCCCAGCUCCUGUCGCUGAGCGACGUCCGCCCCGCGGGCGCGGGCCGCCAGGUCCAUUGAGUGACGCGUGUCCUCGGGCGGCACCCGCAGGCGCGCUGGGCCGGCUCUCUGCGCGUCCGCCUCCCCCUGGGGUUGGCUCCAUGUUGGCACCGCCACCGGGUCUGUCUUUCGGGCGGUGCUCGAGACCCCGGGCGGGGAUGCCAUCCGUGGCCGCAGCUCGCCGCGGCCAGCAGAGCUCAGCCGUUCCUCGCUUUGCGUUCCUGAUGUCAGGACGCCGACUCCACCUUUGCGUUGCCCACUUUGCGUUCCUCGCGUUGCGUUCCUGACUUUGCGCUCCUUACUCUGCGUUCCUUGCUCUGCGUUCCUGAUGUCUCGGUUCGUAAUUGGGCUACCCACCCAUGCGACUGCGCAUGCUUGCGCCCCCCCCCCCGGCGCCCCCCCCCGGCGCCCCGCUGGGUCGUCACCGACGCCCCGUGGAGCGGGAGCUCGGUCACCCGCGGCAGCCCCCCCCGCGCUUUCGCGGGCAGCCGGGCGGGCGGGGGGGGCCCCCGCGUGCUGCGCGGAGGGGGGUGGGAGGGCAGGGGAAC
Messenger RNA from Prorocentrum cordatum, 1866 nucleotides. The record is from the annotation of a GenBank genome assembly. NCBI's taxonomy places the organism in Eukaryota, Dinophyceae, Prorocentrales, Prorocentraceae.